Messenger RNA from Geodia barretti, 3360 nucleotides. The record is from the annotation of a GenBank genome assembly. NCBI's taxonomy places the organism in Eukaryota, Metazoa, Porifera, Demospongiae, Tetractinellida, Geodiidae.
GCCCCACCCACUAUUUGGUGGUAAGCUAGCCGCCAGCAGCAAAGCUGCAUGCAGCUAGCUAGCUGUGCAUGAGCAGGAGACUUCCCGCGUUCCUUCUGGCCGCGUUGCCAAGCACUCACCGGUGAAACGGUCAACAUGUCGAUCUACAGCUCCAGCAGAAAGAUGCGCAAGCACGCGCGAUCUCAACCAGGUCACCUCAGGCUCUCGGCGUGCGAGGAGUCGAGCGCCCUGGUCGUGAACAUAUACGAGGCUAGAGGACUGAUGAGGAGAGACACGGCCGCCCUCGACGUCUACAUCAAGCUCUACCUCCUCCCUGACGCCAACAAAUCGACAAAGAAAAAAACCAAGACGGUCAGGGCCCAGGAUCCCGUCUUCAAUCAGAAAUUCACUUUUUUGCUGACAGAAGCUGAUACCGAGAAGAGGUUGUUUAUAUCUGCCUGGACGCCACACCUUACGUCGAGGAAUGUCAUGAUUGGCUGUAUGUCGUUCACCGUGGCGUCUCUCGUCGGGCCGGAGCAGGGUCUGAAUGGCUGGUACCAGCUGCUGGACGAGGAGAAGGGGUUGACAGAGAACCAGCCGGUGCCGGUCUCCAUCUCUCAGUCUGCGUCUGGAGUUAGACACCCUGUCAGACCUGGGACCUGUGAGAUCGCUGUGACUGUGUCCCGAGGCAGACAAGGAUUCGGGUUCCAAGUCCGCGGUCACAACCCAGUCUAUGUGUCCAACGUGGAACACGGGUGAGUCGGCUCACGAGGCGGAGGUCCAGGUAGGAGACACCGUUGCCAAGGUCAACGAUACGGACGUCAGAAGAGCCAACGCCGAACUGGUCCAGAGCCUCAUUUCGGAAAGUGGAGAUAAUCUGCAGCUGAUCCUAGUGAGGGAUGCCCCUCUCGUCCCACCGGAUUUGCCACCCUCCUCGGUCGCUGCCGCCCAGGCAUCUUCCCCCCUCAGGGGAACCAGCACUCUCCCCCGUUCUCACCGAUUUCCCUCCCCCUCCCACCACACCCACAGUCACGCCCCCUCGACCCGGCACCACGCCCCUCUCUCCUCCUCCUUCUCGUAUGGAGCUCUAUCGCAGGACCAGCUCCCCCUAAUGGCAGUGCGCUCCUCUCAUCAGUACUCUUCUCUAUCCCACCUCCCUCGAGCAAGACUUGCCACCGGCCCCCAGAGUUAUGGCGGCUGUAGCAGUAUCCUCUCACAGCCUCCAGAGUUUGACCUAGACCCUCAGGACCAGUUUGUUCACGAGGCGGCGUUCAUCCGUCAAUCCUCCCACUCCUUCUUACCUUGCACCCACAUGCGCAGUGUGUAUGAGGAGAGAGAGGAGGAUGAAGAGGAGGGAGAGGGAGAGGAGGAAAGGGAGGGGAGAUGGGCCAGACCUCCCCUCCCACCCACCCAGGGAGGAGGGAGGAGGGGAGGAGGGGAGAGGGGGAGGAGUGUUAGGGGACCUGGGGAGGAGUUGACUCAACCGACCUAUCACAGAGCUCACCAGAAUCCCCAUCCUCACCGCCACCACCCUCCCUAUCCUCCCUCUUCCUCCGCCUAUUUAUUCUCGCAGCCUGGGGACCCGGAGGUUAAAACCACCCAUGCCUACUCGCAGGUAGACCACGCCCCUCACCACACCCACCACCAGAGGAAGAGGGUGGACGUCAUGACGGGGGAACACAGACAGUUCCGAGGCCCCUCCUCUUUCUCCUUCUCACCUACUCACCCCUCAUACCGUCUAGGUGUAUCUAACCGUCACCACGGCAACGUGGAGCUGAUUGGCCACAAACCACUCAGACCCACCCGUAGUCACGGCUACGGAGGCGAGUAUGGGAAUGAGACCGUGCCGCGGGGGCAGAUACCAUACUCCAGAAUUGGAAUGGGAGCUCCGGCAAACGGCUUUUCUCAAUCACCAGCUGACGACAGUCCAGUUGAGUGGGAGAGUUUAUCUUCUACUGAACAAAAGAGGCAGAAGGUGCUGCAGAGUUUGGUUGAGGCCGAGUCCACGUUCCAUUCUCUGCUGCGGAAUGGAAUAGAGACAUACGUGGACCCCCUGGAGUCUGUGGUGUCCAGCACCAUUCACUCCACACUCUUCUACAACCUCAGAGAGCUCUAUGAAGUUUCGACACGAGUGGACCUGCAACUGAAGGAGCGUCAACUGACGUGUGUGGGUGGAGCCACAAAAGAAGCCACGCCCCAUUACAUCACUCACAUAGCGGACAUCUACCAUCGAGAAGUAUAACACGACUUCUUGUUGCAACUCCAUUAUUACCGUUGUUGCACAUUGUAUUGUAGCUAGCAGUGCUAGCGGCUUUGUUGAAAGGGUACCUUGAGAAUCUACACGCAGCUAAACAAGAGCUCUCCAUUGCCUUCACUAAUGAGGCGUUUGCCCACCUCGUCCAGAAGAGUGUGAUCGAGGGGAAAAACAAGUCGAUAUACUCCUUCAUUGAAUCUGGGAAAGACUAUUGCAUGAGAUUGUUCAAGUGCCUCCUGGGAGCCUACCAGUACACCUCUCCAUCCAACAUUGACCAGGCCUACCUCAGCACCACUCUUCGCCAGCUGGCCAGGAUCUGCCCCGAUAAGGAAGCAGUGAAAAGAUGGGAGGAGGGGCUGAAGGUAAUGCAGAGAAUGGAAGUGUGCAUAUCGUUUGCUCCCAAGAUCCCCAGGAUCCCUGUGGUUGUCCCCGGCCGGCUUCUGGUGAGGGAGGGAGAGGCCCAACUCAUCGAGAAGAAGGGAAAAAACAAAGGCAAGCUCUACACAUCCACAUUCACCGAUACCCCCAUGUUUCAUACCGGCAUACACCCAUACUACAAUGGUUCAUACUGGCAUACACCCAUACCCCCAGGUUUCAUACACCCAUACUACAAUAUCUGGCUUCAUACAUCGUUCACUAUGAUUCACGUCAUGCACAAUUCACAAUGCUACUUGUUACAAUCUCUGGCUUCAUGACUAUGCUGCUUGUUUUAAUGCACUGUACUACAUACCGUGACACACGUUCUGCUAUAGUACUACAUGUUUCCAUACACCCGUUCCGCUAUACUACAUACCGUCAUGUUUCCAUACACCCAUACUACAUACCGCCAUGUCUCCAUACUGCCACACCCCCAUUCCCCAGGUAUGGAUCAUCAUGUUCACAGACGUCCUCCUCAUAACCCAGCGAAGGAGGGGCACUGUUCUGAUGUGUCUGGAGCCAGCCAUUCCUCUCGACAAUAUCAGAGUCAAUGACUUCAACUGCUCAGAAGAUACGGAGUUUCAAAUCAUGAAUGUUGAAGGGGUCAGUAAGUUCACUACCACCACUCACUUUACGCUACAGAAAUAGCACCUAGGGACCAUGAUUGGCUGGUUGGCCUUCAGAUCGUUGACUAGCCCCUUCCACUUGUU